AUGCCUCCUAAAAAGCAAGCAGCGGCCUCUGCUGAUGCGCCUGCGCCAUCCUCCGGCGACGCGCCUGUGGAGGAGGAAGUCGAAGCUAAAUCAGAUGCUGCAGCGGUGCGUAAACUUACAACUCAUCCAUCCACAUUCAUUAUGGUGAAAGAGGCGCUCAUCGAGCUGGACUCGCGCAAAGGGGUCUCCUCCAAAGCCAUACAGAAUUACAUCAAACAGAAAUACCCCUCCGUGGAUUUGGUGAGGUUGAAGCACUUUGUGCGCAGAGCCCUGAAGAAGGGGAUCGAGACUGGCACGCUGGUGCGUCCUGCCAACUCCAGUGUCGCCACAGGGGCGAUGGGUAAAUUCAGGAUUGCACCCAAAUUUAAGCUGACAAAGUCGAAAACUGAGAAUACGGAUCCUAAUGUGCAGAAGGCUCCAAAACCAGCCAAAGAUGCAGCCAAGAAGAAAUCCCCAAAAGCAGGGGCCACAAAAAAGAAAGCUGUCGCCAAAGCACCCGCAAAGGAACCCGUCGAGGAACCUGCCAAGUCAAAGGAGGACACCAAACCUCCAAAAAAGUCGAAGGAUGAAGAUGCUGCUGACACCACAAAGCCUGCUCCAGCAAAGAAGCCAAAGGCUAAAAAAGCUGUCGAGAAGGAGGAUGUCAAGGAAGACUCGGAUUCAACCAAAACAAAGGCGGUAAAGAACACAAAGGGCGCCAAGGAGGCAAAGGCAGUAAAGGUGUCUAAGAGCAAGGCGGCUGAAACGAUCAGCGACGCCCCAGCCCCCAGAGUGACCGGGAAACGAGGGAGGAAGGCUGCAGAAUAA
This is a messenger RNA of Limanda limanda (common dab), 807 nucleotides long. RefSeq names its product protein B4. The coding region runs from base 1 to 807 and encodes 268 amino acids. Gene Ontology annotation, molecular function: DNA binding; structural constituent of chromatin. The record is from RefSeq and is a predicted model, not a curated record. Gene Ontology annotation, biological process: nucleosome assembly. Gene Ontology annotation, cellular component: nucleosome. The transcript has 6 exons. NCBI's taxonomy places the organism in Eukaryota, Metazoa, Chordata, Actinopteri, Pleuronectiformes, Pleuronectidae.